AUGCGAGGAGCGAUGUCUACGUUCAAGGUUUGCACGUUCUACGGGUUUAUUGUGGAGGACAAGGCGGAGGUUCUUCCGGUGGACCAACCAGAGCCCCAAUCCGUCCGCAAAAUGGAGUUUAUUGGCGACUCGGACACAUGCGGCUUCGGCAAUGAAGGCAAAGCCAGCAGUGCGAAGAACUUGUUCGGUAUGAAAGGACGCAUGGAGAACGUCUACAAUGGCUACGCGUGUAUUGCAGCGCGUAUGUUUGACGCUGAAGAGCAUGUGCUGGCAUGGAGCGGUAAGGGCGUACACAGCAACUCUGCAGAUUGGGGGCCCAAUAUGCCCGCCCUAUGGAAGAAUACACUCGCAUCACGACCAGGAGACUGGGAGAUGUCCAGUUGGGCACCUGACGUCGUGGUGAUCAACCUCGGUAUUAACGAUUUAUCGCCUCCUGCCUCGGCAGAGACAGACAUUAUUACAGGCUACGCGACGUUUCUGUUUGAAGUGCGCUCUUACCGCCCGGACGCACAUAUCUUCUGCGUAGUAUACGACGACGGCUGCAUGAGCUCGGAAGACUCGGAAACGAACCGCAAAUUUGUGUCUCGCCAGCUGCAGGAGAUCAUCAAGGUAGCUAUUUCUAAAGCCAGCACACACGACAACAAGAUGCACUACGCUUUCAUCAAGGUGGAAGAGGGACUUGAGAAAGAGGACUAUGCGUCUAUGAUGCACUACGCCGUCAGCGGUCACGUUAAGAUUGCCAAAGUAUUGGCAGAGGAGAUCGCUCUGCGUACGGGAUGGAGUGUAGAGCACGAGCCCGAGACGAUGCCGUAUCCUCAGGCGAAAGACCAAAUUCUGAUACCCCGAGACCAUUCCAAAGCCUCGUGCACAGUUUCAUAA
Messenger RNA from Phytophthora infestans T30-4, 879 nucleotides. Its product is annotated as carbohydrate esterase, putative. Gene Ontology annotation, molecular function: carboxylic ester hydrolase activity. The coding region runs from base 1 to 879 and encodes 292 amino acids. The record is from RefSeq and is a predicted model, not a curated record. The transcript is spliced from 5 exons. Lineage: Eukaryota; Oomycota; Peronosporomycetes; Peronosporales; Peronosporaceae.